AUGCAGGGGAAACACUUGCAGCAGCAGCAGCAGCAGCAGCAACAGCUGCUGCUGCAGCAGCCACACGUGCCGCAGCCUCUACUGCAGCAACAACAGCUGCAGCAGCAGCCUUUACUCCAGCAACAACAGCUGCAGCAGCAACCCCUACAGCAGCAGCAGCAGCUGCAGCAGCUGCAGCAGCAACAUUACAUGCAGCAGCAGAUUGUACCUCCGACCCAUACUCAUCAGAAUGCGCAGCAGCAGCAGAUGCAGCAGCAGCUGCAGCAGCAGCAGAUGCCACUGCUGCAACACCGGCCGAUGCAACUUCCUCAGCAGCAUAUACAGCAGCAGCAGCAGCAGCACCCACUGCAACAGCACCAGGAGCAGCUGCAACUGCAGCAGCAGCACCAGGAGCAGCAACAACUGCAGCAGCGGCGGCAAAGCCAGCUGCAGCCAGGUGCUGCUGCUUCCCCGCUGACUGCAGCAACAGUAGCAGCAGCAGCAGCAAAGCCGGCAGCAGCAGCGCAGCAGUCGCCAGCACUACGCCUCCGAAGCAACGGCAUGCCUGAGCAGCAGCAGCAGCAGCAACAUCAGCAGCAGCUGUUGCAGCAGCAGCAGCAGGCAGCUGCAUCAUCUUUGUCACGAGCCCGUUAUGUUGCUUCCCCUGCAGCAGCUGCUGGCUUGGGUCCUGUUGCUGCUGCGCACCAUGCAGCAGCAGCAGCAGCAGCAGCAGCAACUCCAGCAGCAGCAGCAGCAGAGUUUAGGCCUCGAUGGAUUCCUAAUUACACAGUAGCAGCAGCAGCAGUUACGGAGGCAGGACAAGCUUUGGAUAAUAUUGUUGGUGCAGCAGCAGUUGCUGCUGCUGCUGCAGCAGCAGCAGCAGCAGCGCAUGCAGCAGCAGGAGCAGCAGGCGCGGCCGCAAGCAGCAUUAAGCUGCCGAUUGUGUCGCCCUCCAAGGCCUUGCUGCUGCAGCAGCUGCUAGAGGAGAUCGAUUUGGCUGCUGCUGCAGUGCAGCAGCAGCAACAACAGCAACAGCAGCAACUGUGGCUGCUGGGGCAGCAAAGGAGUGGUGAUACAUUGAGGGAAGAACAGCAGCAGCAGCAGCAGUUGCUGCUGCUGCAGCAACAUCUGCAGCAGCUGCUGCAGGUCCGCUCGCUAGCGCAGACACUUCUAUCGGGAGUUGCUGCUGCAGCAGGAAGGUUUAAGGAGACUGCAGCAGCUAACGCAGCAGCAGCAGCAGCAGCAGCAGCAGGCAAGUUGCCGCAGACCGUCCGGACCCCUGACCUUAGCGGCCUUGCAUCUGUACCGAGCAGCAGCAGCAGCAGCAGCAGCAGCACGCAGCAAGGAAGCUGCCCUAGUGGACCAAGCAGGGUGGGUGCUGCUGACAUAUCUUCUCCGCAGCAGCAGCCGCAGCAGCAGCAGCAGCAACAGCAGCCACAACAGCAGCAGCAGCAGCAGCUUGCUAGCGACAAGACAUGGCAAGCAGUACGGUUAGCACAACAGCAACAACCUGCUGCUGCUACACCCCCUGUUGCUGCUGCUGCUUCUGCUGCUGCUGCUGCUCCUACAGCAUCGCAGGUGGCGCAGCUAUUUGCUGCUCCUAAUGAACUUCCUGGUGUACCCGCGCUGCUGCAGCUGCUGCGCUAUACUUUUCCUGCUGCAGAGAAGCAGCACCAGCUGCAGCUGCUGCUGCAGCAGCAAGAGCAGCUGCUGCAGCAUCUGCUGCCUGAGGAGGAAGCAUCGAAGGAAACUUCCUCUACAUCGCCAGCAGCAGCAGCAGCAACAGCAGCAGCAGCAGAAUCGCCAUUACGCCUUAUAGAUAGCUCGUAUGAUGUGUCUCAGUUUAGUGCAGCAGCAGCAGCUGCUGCUGCUGCAGCAGAAGCAGCAGCAGAAGCAACAGCAGCAGAUGAUGGUGUAUCUCUGCCUGAACCUGCUGUAGUCCCUCUGCCUCCGCAGCAAGGUCCUCCUGCUGCUGGCUGGCAGCACGGAGAGCAGCAGCAGCUGCCGCUGCUGCUGCUGCUGCGGCGUAAGAGACAAAACCCCACACCUAAUUACAGGCUGCUGUCUCAGCGAUCGCAGCAGCAGCAGCAGCGGCGGCUGCUGCGUUGGCGUAAGCACCAGCAGCAGCAGCUUGAUUAUCAUCAUCAGCAGCAUAGAACAGCAGCAACAGCAGCAGCAGCAGCAGCAGCAGAUUGGCGAAGCUUAGAGGACCCCGUGCUGCUGCCUGCUGCUGUCCAUUUGCUGCCGCAGCAUCGCCGUCUAUGUGUUUUGUUUUUAGAUAUAAAAGCUGCUUGUGGCACUGCAGCAGCAGAAGCCUUGCAGCAACAUCUAGCAGCAGCAGCAGCAGCAGCAGCAGCAGCAGCAAGUGGUGCUGCUGCUGAUGUUGCUGCUGCUCCAGGAGGGUGCACUGCAAAGACUGCGCACCGAAACGAAGCAACUCAUGGUGUGGGGAAGACAGCAGCAGCAGCAGCAGCAGCAGCAGCUGCAGCAUCUCUGGAGGGAGAUGGAGGAGGCGUUAAUAACUGCAACAGCAGCAGCAGCAGCAGCAGCAGCAGUUUGCUGCCAGCAGCAGAAGCAGUAGUAUGGGAUAUGUGUGAUGUUGGUGUUGCUCUUAAGGGUCUUGUGUCUUCUUGGCUAACAGAUAAUAAUAUACCAUACACUAUACAUAUCAGUAUACUGCAGCAGCAGCAGCAGCAGCAGCAGCAGCAGCAGCAGCAGCAGCAGCAACUGCAGCAGCAGCAACAACAGUCGCAGAUGCUGGCGCAAGCGCAUCGCCCCGCGACACGAUCUAACCAGUCCAGCAGCAGCAGUUCUAGUACAGCAACUGCUGCUGCAUCUGCAGCAGCUGCAGCAGCAGCAGCUGCUGCUGCAGCAGCAGCAGCAGUAGCAGGAGCACCUGCAGCAGUUGGCGACAUGCCCUAUACCAUCAAUGUGAUGGAUUUGCUGCUGAAGAAUCUGCGGCAGCAGCUUGCUGCAGCGCAGCAGCGGGAAGCUGAUUUUACUUUGCUGCUGCAGCUGCUGCAGCAAGCAAAGAAGCAGCAGCAGCGGCUGGCGUUGCAGCCAAAGCAUGCACAGCAACAUUGUGCUGCAGCAGCAGCUGCAGCAGACGGCAGCAGCAGUAGUAGUAGUAGUAGUAGCAGUAGUAGUAGUUGUAGCAGCGACAGCAGCAGCUACAACCAUAGCCAGAACGGCACACAUGACAGCAGCAGCAGCAGCAGCAGCAGCAGCAGCAGCAGCAGCACUAGUGAAUCGGAUGCUGCUGCUGCUGCUUCUUUAGAUCCUAAGAAGUUGGAUUUUUUACCGCAACAAUCGCAAGAUGAGCAGCAAUCGCAGCAACAGCAGCAGCAACAGCAGCAGCAGCAACAGCAGCAGCAGCAACAGCAGCAGCAACAGGAGCAGCAGCAGCAGCAGGAGGAGAGUGCCUCCUUCGUGAGUUUGCUGCAGCAGCAGCUAAAGAAAGUAUUAAUAAUAAAGGCAAGAGACAGCAGCAGCGGAUGGGAGAUAAGAGACACAUUGCUAUGGUACCUAGAUGCUGCUGAUGCUGCAGUGUAUGCGCAGGUGCAGCAGCUAAGUAAGGAGCUGCUGCUGCCUCCUCCUCUUGCUGCUGCUUAUCUUGUCUCCUUGCUGCAGCAAAUCACCAACAGCAGAUAUGCACUCGUGCUGCAGCAUCAGCAGCAACUAAGACAAGCACAUAAGGCAUGGGGACUUGCACCACCCUUUUGCUGCAGGGCAGGAGCAGCAGCAGUAGCAGCAGCAACUGCAACAGCAGCAGCAGAAGCAGCAGCAGCUGAUGUUGCUGCUAAUGCUGAUGCUGCUGCUGCCGCCGCCGCCGCAGAUGCAGCAGCAGCAGGGCAGCAGCAGAAUACACAGACUGACGGAGCUGCUGCUGCAGACGAAAAAGCAGCAGCAGCAGCAACAACAACAACAGCAGCAGCAGCAGCAGCAGCAACGAACGGCUGUCCAAGCAGUAACAGUGUCAGUAUAGGUGUUGGUAUAGGGAGCAGCAGUGUAGCGGCAGCCGCAGGGCAGCAGCAGCAGCAACAGUUGCAGCAACAGCAGCAACAACAGCAGCAGCAGCAGCAGCAGCAGCAGAACCGCAGCAGCAUUUUACGUGGAUGGUCGGAUGACGUCAAGACACACCGCGGCCUCUUCAUCUAUUGUCCUGAGGGUGGUGAAUCUCUUCUUUCUCCUUGGACAGAAUUCAUCAAAAGAGUUGAACGAACCUGCAGCAGCAGACCGAGGCCGUUGCUGCUGCGCAGCAGCAGCAGCAGCAGCAACAGCAGCAGCAGCAGCAGCAACAGCAGCAGCAGUAGUAGUAGUAGUGAUAGUGACAGCAGCAGUGAUAGCGAAGGGGAAGCCAAUCACAACUACACAAGGAGGCAAGGAGUAUCGCCAGGGAGUGACAGCAGCAGCAGCAGCAGCAGCAGCAGCAGCAGCAGGGUCCCAAGCAUAUGUUCACGACUAGAUACUAAUGUAUCUCGUGUUAUUGCUUCCUGCUGCGCUGCUGCUGCUGCUAGACGACGUCUUGCUGCUGCUGAUGCGGUGGUGCAGCAGGUAUGGAGACCUAGAGGCAGCAGGCAAGCAGCAGCAGCAGCAGCAGCAGCAGCUGCUGCUACUGCUGCUUCUACACGACUUGCCACAGGGGCUUCUGCUGCUGCUGAGUCUGCUGAUGCAAUAGCUGACGGACCAGAGCACUGCAACAUCCCGCUGCAGCAGCUGCAGCAGCAGCAAGAACAGCAGCAGCAGCAGCAGUGGGGCCCCACACUUACAUGGACCCCAGGGGGGCAGCAAUGGCACAGAAGGCUGCCGCCCCCCAAGCGAAAACGACGCUAG
Eimeria maxima is the source of this 4812-nucleotide messenger RNA. RefSeq lists its product as hypothetical. The coding region runs from base 1 to 4812 and encodes 1603 amino acids. NCBI's taxonomy places the organism in Eukaryota, Apicomplexa, Conoidasida, Eucoccidiorida, Eimeriidae. The record is from RefSeq and is a predicted model, not a curated record. The transcript has 2 exons.